AUGGGUAGCCUGGAGAAUCAUACUGUCACUCAAGCUGAGGGAAUGACUCUCCUAUGGGGCCUGAAGUUUGCCACUGCUAUAGGUAUCAGACAACUAGAAAUUGAAGGUGAUUCUAAAGUAAUUGUGGAAGUUUUCAGUGGUAGAUCUGUAGCGGGUUGGAAAGUGGAAUCUAUUUUGAGGGAUGCAAGAAUGUUUCUGGCUAACCUUGACUGUUUCACUAUCCACCACAUUUUCAAAGAAGGGAAUGUGGCUGCUAACUCUUUGGUUGUUGUUGGAAGGUUGCAAGAUGGCUUACGAUGUUGGAGGAACAUUGGUUUGCUACCAAUGACCACCAAGGAGAUCUUGGAGAAAGAAAAAACUAAGUCUUAA
Cryptomeria japonica (Japanese cedar) is the source of this 369-nucleotide messenger RNA. RefSeq lists its product as uncharacterized. Bases 1 to 369 code for a protein of 122 amino acids. The record is from RefSeq and is a predicted model, not a curated record. The transcript has a single exon. Gene Ontology annotation, molecular function: RNA-DNA hybrid ribonuclease activity; nucleic acid binding. Lineage: Eukaryota; Viridiplantae; Streptophyta; Pinopsida; Cupressales; Cupressaceae.